Sinocyclocheilus rhinocerous is the source of this 11753-nucleotide messenger RNA. RefSeq names its product spectrin, beta, non-erythrocytic 5 (gene sptbn5). The record is from RefSeq and is a predicted model, not a curated record. Gene Ontology annotation, molecular function: protein binding. Bases 1 to 11526 code for a protein of 3841 amino acids. The transcript is spliced from 66 exons. Lineage: Eukaryota; Metazoa; Chordata; Actinopteri; Cypriniformes; Cyprinidae.
AUGUUUAAACAGGGAGAUGGAGAGGAGUCGGAUGGCCGAUUCCGAGAGCUUCAGGAACAGCGGAUGACGGUGCAGAAGAAGACCUACACAAAAUGGAUGAACAGUGUCUUCUCAAAGAAUGGGGAAAAGGUUGACUUGACUGAUGUAUAUACUGAACUAAGAACUGGUGUGCCACUCGUGCGACUUCUGGAGCUCAUCUCCGGGGAGAAACUGCCCACUCCCAGUCGACGCACCCUAAGAGUUCACUGUCUGGAAAAUAACAGCAUUGCCAUUCAUUUCCUUAAAACCAAGAUUAAAGUAGAUCUGAUUGGUCCAGAAAAUAUUGUGGAUGGAGACAGAACUCUGAUCCUGGGCUUAAUUUGGAUCAUCAUUCUCCGCUUCCAGAUUGGAGCCAUCAAUAUUGUUGAGGCUAGUGGUGACGCCAGUGGUGCUCAGCGCUCUGCCAAAGAAGCUCUACUGAUAUGGUGUCAGCGUAAGACCGCCGGUUAUGCCAAUGUAAAUGUGCAAGACUUCUCAAGUAGCUGGAGAGAUGGACUGGCCUUUAAUGCUCUUAUUCAUGCCCAUCGGCCUGAUCUUUUUGACUACAACCGACUACGCCAGGAUGAUCCAAUGAGGAACCUCACCCAUGCUUUCACUCUGGCAGAGGAUGAGUUUGGUAUAAUGCAACUCCUGGAUGUGGAAGAUGUCAUGGUGCCCCAUCCCGAUGAGAAGUCUAUCAUGACUUAUGUCUCCCUGUACUACCACUACUUCUCCAAAAUGAAGCAGGGUCAGACUAUCCAGAAGAGGAUAGCUAAGAUUGUGGAUCUUCUGAAAGAGCUGGAUGAUAUGAAGCGCAUAUAUGAGAGCAUGGUGUCUGACUUGCUACGCUGGAUCAAGACCAAGGUGAUGGAGCUCAAUGACCAUUCUUUCCCCAACUCCCUGCGAGAAAUGCAGCAUCUGGUUUCUGCCUUCAAGACAUAUCGCACUAUUGAGAAGCCUCCCAAAUACCAGGAACGAGGGGCCAUCGAGGCCCAUCUCUUCAACUUGCGAACCAAGCUAAGAGCAAACAACCAGUGGGAUUAUAUUCCUCCGGAAGGCAAGACCUUGGGGGAUAUCGAAAGGAACUGGACCUUUCUAGAACGAGCAGAACACCAGCGAGAGAGGGCCCUCCAGAGUGCGCUGAUGAGGCUGGAGCAACUAGAACAGCUGGCCCAGAAGUUUGACCGUAAGGCUACGCUGAGGGAGAGCUACCUGGAGGACACUCUGCAUCUGAUCCAACAACAAGACCUGGGAGGGCUGCAGAGACUGGAGGAGGCUGAGACAGCGGCUCGCAAACUGGAGGCCCUGGGAGCAGAUGUGCUGGCUCGUGAACCGCGUUUCCGCGCUUUAAGUAAAAUGGCUGCUGUUAUUGAAAAACAGAACUACCACAGCAAGGCACAAGUGAUUCGCAGGAACAUGGAUAUCAUGAACCGAUGGAAAGCUUUGCAGCAGCGUCUGCAGCAGCAGAGAGAACAUGCUGGUGAUGCUGUGAAUACAUUUGCUGUUCUCAGAGAUAUUGAGUUAAUAUCUCUGGACCUAAGGGAAUUAAAGGCCCAGGCAGAUUACUCCGAUUUAGGAAAACAGCUGCCAGACGUGGUAGCCCUACUGCAAAAGCAGGACUUACUAGACAGUCAAAUCAUCUCACUUGGAGAAACCCUGAAUGCCAUGAGCAGCAGUGCCUUAAAGGUUAAACACAAAGGUGCCACAAAAGUCGAGAGAGGAGUUAAAGAUCUUAACGGCCAGUACAACUCUUUGCUGGUUCUCAGCAAGAACAGGAGAAAAGCUCUGGAGGGACAGCUGAAGCUCUUUGAAUUUUUCAAUGAUUGUGAAGAAGUAGAAGCAUGGAUCUAUGAGAAAUGGGUCCUCUUACAGGCAGCAUCUCUGGGGAGAGACCUCAUUCAAAUUCAGCAAGCAAUUCAGAACCACAAGGCUUUAGAGGCAGAGAUUCAGUCACAGGAAUCACUGUGCUCUGGGGUUUUAUCCAGAGGCCAAGAGCUGUGCAGGGGCAGACACUCCAAUGAGAGAGACAUCCAAAAGUGGAUUCAGACUCUUCAGAAACAAUGGCAGCAGCUUAAAGAGCAAGUCACCAUCAGAAAAAACAGGCUGCAUGCAGCCAAUGUCAUCAAGCAGUAUUUUGCAGACGUUACCGAAGCCAGCUCGUGGCUUGAUGACCGCAAACCACUUCUCAUUGAUGAGGAUUAUGGAAAGGAUGAGGCCAGCACUACUGCUCUGCUCCAGCGUCACCAAAGACUGGAGAAAGAAAUGGAAGCAUAUGCCUCAGAAGUUAAACGGCUGGGCGAGCAGGCCAAGAGUGCUGCCCAACUUGCUCCUCUUACUACUGAAACCCAGCAGAGUAGAAUGGUCCACUACAGUGAUUCAUCAGAUGGUGAAGAUGAGAUGGAUAAAAAAGCUGACAAAGGAGGAAAAGUCCUCAGCAAGGCUUUACCACAAGAACAAGCAAUGAUUAGGUUCAGAUACAGAGGUCCUAUAUUAACCUGGGAAAGAGGAGAAAUAUUGACAAUUGUCAGCAGGGCAAAUGAUGACAAGUUUCUUCUUCGAGACAGCAGAGGAAAUGAGCAACUAGCAUCUUCCACAUUCAUCAGGGAGAUGCCGUCUUCUAAAGCACCACCUGAACCUACAAAUGGAGAACCUGAGAGUCCAAAAAAGAAAGUGAGCCAACCUCGCCGCACUCGUUCUAUGCGGCGUGGCACAGCUGAAAUAUCUACCUCAUCAUUGCCUGACCCACACUUCCAAAAAGACACAAUAGAGAGCACACAAAGCAGUCUGGAACAGGAUUUCAACAGCCUUUAUAAUUUAGCACAGUCAAAAAAUAAGGUACUGGAUGACACUGCACGACUUCAUAGGUUCUAUAAUGCCUGUGAGGAGUUUGAGUCCUGGAUGAGAGACAAGGAGAAUGUCCUCAACACUUUUAACUCCAACUCCAACGACUUAGAGGUUGUACAAGCCAAAUAUGAGAACUUUCUCACCGAACUAGCCAGUGGUAGAAAGCAGCUCGAUGACAUUACCAAGCUUGGAGAGGAGCUUGUGAAAAAACAGCUCAGUCAGAAAAAAGAGAUUCAGCUUAGGCUUGGAAUCAUAACCCGCAGAUGGGAACACAUUCAGAAACUAAAGGAUGAGAUGGCUCAUGAGCUGCUUAGCUCUGCUGAUGUGAAAUCGUUCCUGCAGACUUGCCAAGACGUCCAGGCUCAGCUCCAGGAUAGGCUAGUCCAGCUUGACACACCUGAUGUGGGGAGCUCACCAUCAGCCCUGCAGGCUGAGGAACACAGACAAGCCCAAGCUGAGAGGGACAUAGAAGCCCUGGAAAGGAAAAUAGAAUACCUUAAAAGUGUGGCCAAGAUGAAACAGGAUUGUAGCCCUGCAGAGAGUGCUGCUAUCAUGGAAGAAGUACGUGCUUUGGAAGACCUGCUGCGGCAGUUGAAAGCCCAAGCCACUCAGAGACAACAGAUGCUUGGGGAAGCUCGACGCUUGCAAUUCUUUCAGAAAGAGACCAGAGACCUGUUGUUAUGGGCCGAGGCAAAAAAGGAGCACCUUCUGGAAGAGGACACUGGAUCUGAUGUAGCAUCUGCUCAAGCCCUGCUGAAGGAGAACCUUGAUCUGAAGCAAGAGAUUGAACUUCAGAGAGCAAAAUUGAAAGAUAUGGAGAAGCUGGGUCAAUCUCUGGAGGUGGCAUCUGGAGAGAAAGGAGCUAAAGAUGUUCAGCAGACACUCACUAAGUUGGAUAACGAGUGGAGCCAGCUGGACAAACUGUGGUCUAGUCGCAACAGACGGCUUGAGCAAGGACUGGAGUUUCAAAAGCUGAAUAUGGAAGCAGAUCGCAUAGAGGCCACCAUUUCUGGUCAUGAAGCCAGACUGAAAGUCAGAGACUUGGGGGACUCUGUGGACAGCGUUCACAGUUUACUGGGCCGACAAGAAGAGCUUGAGGCUUUGCUUGAGGCACUAGAGCGAUCCAUUAACCUCUUUCAAGACAAGAGCCAGGAGCUCAUCAGCAAGCGUAACUUUGCCGCCAAAGAAAUUCAACAGCGAUCAAAGGUCAUUCAAGAUCGAUACAAGAACCUGAAAGAAAGUUGUAAAUUAAGGAGGCUUGAUUUACUUGCUUCAAAAAAGUACCAGGAAUUUUUAAGAGAUGCAGAGGAGAUGCUGCUGUGGAUAGAGGAGAAGUUUGAGAUUGCUGAGGACGAAUCAUACAGAGAUCCAACCAACAUCCUUCGCAAGCUCAAAAAACACGAGGCGGCAGAAAAAGAGAUGCAGGCCAAUCAAGUCCGCGUUGACAGACUGACUGAGACUGGAGAGGAGAUCUUAGCAGAGGAUCACUUCAACAGCCAGAGCAUACAGAGAAAGACUCAAGAGGUACGCAAAAGGUGGACUGAACUCCAGAGGAAGAUGGCAGAAAGAGGGGACAAACUACGACAGGCUGGCCAGCAGGAGCAACUCAUGGAGCUGCUUCAGGAUGCAAAAUUGAAGAUUGAGGCAAUUGAGAGAAUGUUACAGAAUGCAAUCAGGGGUCAUGACCUUCGUUCAAGCAGACAGCUCCUGAAGGAGCACAAGCAGCUGGAGGAGGAGGCUCAAGAACUUGCAGAAAAAAUCAACUCCAUUGUCACCCGUGCCAAACACCUAGCGACCAACCAGCUCAAGUCAAACGUUAAGCAGGCUGUACGUGUGUGGGGUUUAGAGGAGCUGAACAAGCCCUACAACCACAUGAAAUCUAAGCUAAAUGAGGUUCAGCACUCAGCGAGAGUCAGAGAGCAGAGGCUGCGAGAGACUUUACAUCUACAUGAAUUUAAGCGCGAGUCUGCUGAACUGGAGGAAUGGAUUGCUCAGCAGAUACAGAUUGCUGCCUCUAAUGACUUUGGGAGUGAUUAUGAAAAUGCACUGCAACUGUGUGGGAGAUUUGAGGUAUUCUUAAAGCAGCUGGAGGUGGGACUGGAGAGGAUGCACACCUGUGAAGAGUUGGCUGACAAACUCAUCAAAAGUAAUCAUCCUGAGAGCCGCUUCAUCCGAGAAACACAGAAUCUACUCAGAAAAUCAUGGGAAGAGCUGCAGGAUUUAUCUAAAGAUCGUAAAGAAAUGCUACGUAAAUCUGAAGAAUGUCACAAAUUCUACAAAGACUUGACUGAUGCACUAAGACAGAUAAAGGAGAGGUACAAAAGCAUUCCUGAUGACAUUGCCAAAGAUCUGAGGGGAGUGCUGUCUCAGCUACGGAAACAUGAAGCUCUUGUACAUGAGCUGGCUGGAACAGAGCAACAGCUGCAAGAGCUGUUGGACGGAACUGACACCAUUCUGGACAUGUGUUCUCCUGAGCUGAGAGUGGGGUUGCAGGAGCUGCAGCGGGAGGUGGUGGAGAGCUGGGAAAGUCUCCGAAUGCACAUGGAGCAGAGGGAGGAGGAGCUGCGGUCAGCUAAGGACCACUACAUGUUCCUUAACACAGCACAGGACUACUCCCUCUGGUGCUCGCAGGUGCUGAGUGGGAUGAAGGCAGAGGAAUCCAUCCGAGAUGUUGCCACCUGCGAUUUGCAGUUGUUUCAGCACCAGCAGCUAUGGGCUGAGAUUGUGGCACGUGAGGAGACAUAUGCUCAGGCUGAAUCCAUGGGCCAGGACCUGCUAGAGCAUGACACAUCUAAUGCUAAAGAGAUCCAGGAGAAACUCAAAGCUCUGCAAGAAGAGAAGGAGAAGCUUUCUGAUAACUGGCAGUCCAAGCAGAAAUGGCUGGAGAGCACAUAUCUGGAGCAGGUGUUUUAUAGAGACACUGAGUACAUGGAAAAGAUCACUAACUCCCAAGAGAUCCAGUUGAAGAACAGUGAUUUGGGAACAACAGUGGAUGAUGUAGAAACUUUGAUCAAACGCCAUGAAGCCUUUGAAAAACUUCUUAAUUCUCAGGAAGACAAGAUGGUGGCUCUUCAGGAGUCAGCAGAACGCUUAAGGACAGAAGGUUUGAACCAAGAAAAAAGCAGCAACAUUAAGAACAAACUGAAAGCUCUCCAGGAGAGAAGGGAACACAUCAAAGAUCUGUCGGAUAAACGCAGAGAGGAUCUUGAGAUCUCAAAGCUUCUCUGUAUUUUCAACCGAGAUGUGUCAGAGCAAGAGGAAUGGAUCACAGACUGUAUGAAUAAAACACAAGACUCCAAAAUAGACAUGAGCGAUCUUCAGACUAAAAUGAAGAUAUUGCAGAAGCAUCAGGUGUUUGAAGCAGAGAUUCUGGCCCAUGGAAAUAUCAUUGAAUCUGUUCAGCAGGCUGGAAAUGAGCUGGUGACCUUGCGUCACCCAAAAUCGAAGGAGAUAAAGCAGACCGUCUCUGCGCUGAUCACUCAUUGGGAGGAUCUGAAGCAAGCGGUUGCAGCCCGUGGAAAAGUUCUUGAGGAUAACCGUGAUUUUCUUGAGUUCCUGCAGAAAGUGGAACAGGUUGAAGUUUGGAUUAGACAAAAGGAAGUGAUGAUAAAUGUUGGUGAUGUUGGGGAGGAUUAUGAACAUGGUCAGCAGCUGCUAAAGAAGCUCAGUGAAUUCAGAGGCUCAGGUUCUGGAGAUGUGACUGUUGAUGAUGCUCACAUCAAGACAAUCAACACUCUGGCAGCCCGGCUAGAGAGACAGAACAGUGAUGAGCUAGCGACUGUGAGAAAGCGUAGGCAGCAGCUCAAUGAACGAUGGAGUAAUUUUCAUGGCAACCUGAGCAGCUAUAAGCGGAAGCUGGAGGCAGCGCUAGAGAUCCACGCCUUGAUUCGAGAGCUAGAAGAAGUCCGGGACAGAGCUGGAGAGAAGAUGCUGUUGCUCCAGGGACAGGGCUGUGGAGUGGAUGUGGAGAGUGUGGAAAACCUUAUUCGCAGGCAUGAGGAGAUGGAGAGGGAGGCCAGAGUCAUCCAAGAGAGAGGCACUGCCCUGGAGAAGGAGACUAAAGAUCGGUUAAGGAGACACUGUGAUCUGGCUGACAAACUUAGUAAGAAGCAGGAAGAGGUCAACAUUGCCUUAGUAAAGCUAGACAAGGAAAUCAAACGAAGGAAGGAACGAUUGCAAGAGUCUCAUCAGCUGCAGCUGUUUAAAGCUAACCAGCGCCUCCUGUUGGACUGGACCCUGAAGCAAAGUGCUGAGAUGGUGAAGAAAGGCCUGCCUAAGAAUAAGACUGAAGCGGAGAGUUUCAUACUAGAGCACCAGAACUGGAAGGCUGAGAUUGAUGCUCGCAGUGAACGCAUAGAUUCGGUUAAGAGUUUUGGACAAAAUCUUGUGAAGUCUGGACACAGCGAUUCAGCAGAAAUUAAAGAAGCCCUACGCAAGCUGGAGGACGCCAAAACAAAGCUUGCUCAAGCUUGGGAGGACCGAAAGAAAACUCUGGAUCAAGCUCUGAAGCUCCAGAUAUUCCUGGGCUAUGCUGACCAGACUGAGAGCUGGAUGAGUAACAGGGAGGCUUUCUUGAUCAAUGAAGAUCUUGGGGGUUCAGUGUCAGAGGUGGAGGCUCUUCAGAGGAAGCACGCUCUGUUUGAGAACUCUCUAGAAGCUCAGAUGGGGCAGGUGGCAGAGGUUGACAGAUAUGCUCAGCAGCUCAUACAGGCACAGCACUAUGACUCUGACAACAUCAAGAAGAAGAUUAAAGCUAUUCUGCUCAGGAAGGACAAAGUACUGGAAAUGAGCAAAGCCAGACGAAAAGCAUUGGAAGAAUCUCUACAGCUGCAGAAAUUCCUGGAAGGAAGCUAUGAGGUUUCUUCAUGGUUGAAUGAGAAGAACUCUGUGGCUGUUGAUGAGAGCUGGAGAGAUCCUAUUAACCUGCAGGCUAAGCUACUAAAACAACAGAGCUUUGAGGCAGAGAUACUGGCCAACCGCAACAGAGUGCAGACCUUCAUAAAAGUUGGUGAUAAUAUGCUAGCUUCCAGUCAUCCUGCUAAAGGCAAGAUAAAACCACGAAUAAAGGACGUUGAUGACAGCUGGGACCAGCUUUUAAGCAACUGCAAGGAAAAGAAGUUACGUCUACAGCAAGCAUAUCAGGCACUGCAGUUCCAGCGCUCUUUGGAUGACAUCGAGGAGUGGCUUGGGACAGUAGAGAUAGAAGUGGCGAAUAAGGACUACGGUAAUGACCUGGCCUCAGUUAGUAGGCUGCUUAAGGCCCUGCAGGGUCUGGAGGAAAUGGUAGAUGCACACAUGGAGAAAGUCCAGGGGCUGGUGGACACAGCCAAAGACUUCAGCUCUCAAGGCAACUUCCUUGCAGAAAAUAUACAGCAGAGGGUUUGGAAGGUGGUCAACAGGUAUAAUGGGCUGGCUGAGCCGCUUCAGGCCCGCAGGGAAACUCUGGAGUCAUGGCAGCUGCUGUUCCAGUUCUACAGGGACUUAGAGGAUGAGCUGCUGUGGAUUCAGGACAAGCUGCAGGCCACAGCCACAAAAGACUGGGGCACCUCCCUGCAGAGUAUACAAGCCAUAGUCAAAAAACAUCUGGUUAUGAUGCAGGAAAUUGAGAGCCGAACCCCUCUAAUAAUGGCUGUGCAGGAGGCAGGACAGAACCUGGUGCGAGGACGACACUUUGCAUCACGUGAGAUCAGUGAAAAACUUGCUGAUUUAAAGAAGAACUUUGACACUUUGAAGAAAGUGUCAGCGAAUAAGGAUCGCCAGCUUCAACAAGCACUGAAAAUCCAGACCUUUCUCUCAGAGGUUUCCCAACUGGAGCAAUGGAUGGAGGAGCAGAGGCCUGUAUUAGAGUCCAAGGACUAUGGAAAGAGUGAGGAGGCCACUGAAGCUUUCCUCAGGAAACUAGACACAGUUGACCUGGAGUUGGAAAGCCAGUGUGGAAAAGUAGAAGCACUCCUGAAAACUGGCACUGAUCUAGAAAAGUCCCAACAUCCCAACAGUCAUUUAGUGAGUAAGAGCCUUGAAGAUAUGCAUGGUGGGUUUGAGACACUACUGCAACUGUCUGCUCAACGUCGCACAGAGUUGGAAAAUCAGUACAAUCUCUAUGUAUUUGAGAGAGAAGCCAAAGACCUACAGAACUGGCUACUUUCCCGCAAAACCACAGCAGAGUCUGAUGACUUUGGUCAAGAUCUGGAAGGGGUGGAGGCACUGCAGAAGAAGUUUGAGGAUUUUGCAGAAGAGGUCGGCACUCUGGGCCAGAAUAAGCUGAGUACAGUCCAAAAGCUGAAGCAGACGGUGCAGUCAUCAGAGGCACAGCAGAAAGAGAGAGAUCUACUCAAGCUCUGGGAGGAUUUAAACAAGGCUAUGAAAGCAAGAGCACAGAACCUGCGUUCCGCUCGAGAGGUUCACCAGUUUGACCAUGACUUGGAUGAGCUUAGGAGCUGGAUGAAUGAGAAAGAGGUGGCUCUGGACUCUGAGGAGCAGGAGAAUGACCUGCUGAGUGUCCAAGCUCUCAUCCGCCAACAUGAAGGCUUGGAGAGAGACCUUGCAGUGAUAGAAGAAGGCGUGUCUCGUCGAAAAGAGGAAGGCAAAGCACUGGUCCGAAAGUGUCCUCGAGUGAGGGACAGUUUGAGCGAGAGGCUGCAGGAGGUGGAGGAGAUCUGGAGGAGCCUGCUGGAAAAGGCCAACCAGCGCAGACAAAGACUCCAACAGGCAGAGGCUGUUCAGAGAUAUCUGACUGAAUGGAGAGAGCUGAUGGGCUGGCUUAAGGAGACACUGUCUCUAAUGACAGGGGAGGGGGUUGGAGGUGAGGUUAAAGACCUGGAGCAGCUCAUUAAAAGACACGAAGAGUACCGCACACAGAUUGACAGGCAAUUAUACAAAUCAGAAAUGGUUCAAAACGAAGGGAGACAUCUGAUGGAAGAGGGGAACUUCAUGAGUCACGAGCUGGAGGACCGUCUAGCUGAGCUCCAGGACCUGGAAGAGCGAGUGCUGGAAGCCUGGGCCGAAAGGAGAGCUCAAUAUCAGGAAGACCUUGAACUGCAGCAGCUGCAGAGAGAGCUGGAGCAGGCCGAGCACUGGCUCAACACCUAUGAGAGCGCGCUCAAAGCAGAGGACUAUGGGGACUCCGUUUCAGAUGUUCUGGAGUUGAUGAAGAAGCAGGAAGAUCUGGAGGCCAUGAUUCAAGCUCAGAGUGAGAGAUUUAAUGCCCUUCAAGCCAGACGAAUACAGAGGGAAAAGAAAAUCAAAGAAAUUCAGAGCGGUGGCAGUAGGGACAAGCCCGUUCGUGUAACUUCCCUAAAGCGAAAGCCAUCUGAGCAACCAGCUUUGCCCCCACGUCCCUCGCUGACCAGUCCUGUCCUAAGGAACAGCAAUGGCAAGAGCGAUAAUUCAUCCACACCCUCCCGAGUCCCUACAGCCAGGUCUGCCAUCCCACCGAGAAGCAGCAGCGGUAAAAAUGAAUCCUCUGUGGUGUCAAGAGUGGCAUCAGGCCUCAGGAGAAACAGCAGCAGCGGCAGUGAUACCGUAACUGCCCCCGACAAACCAUCCACCUCUGUUCUAGACAGCCCAGAAUCAUCCUCAGAAAUUUCCAGUGCUGUUUACAAACUCCAUUAUUUACACAAUGCCCCCAAGAUUGACCAUACCACGUCUGAAGAUGAGGUCGAUACUCCGAGACAGACCGAACCCUCCGUCGAAGUCAUUACUAAACCAAAGAUAACUCCUAGGUUUCUGAAACCAUCAGCCCCUGAUAAAGAGAUGCUGGGUCCUCCUACGUCAAAACCCCCUGAGCCACCCUCUAAAGAUGAAGAAAUGGUGGACAACCAAACCUCAGUGGAUAAAAGCCUUCUUUCAUCCACCCCACCAGAAAAACCUCAGUCAUCUCCCCUUUCAGACCCAGAAGUACAAACAUCCACUUCUACUGAAUCUCCAAUAGGGACGACUGUUGCCACCAAGAUCAGAGCAGGACAUGCCAAAAUGGAGGGUACCUUGGAGAUUAAACUGAAGCAAGGAGGAUAUAAAGGCUUGGAUCACUGGGAAACAGUCUAUGCACUACUGGAAGAGGAGACACUCAAUCUGUUUAAAGACCAAGAUGCUGCCAGUGAGAACUGUACACGCUGGCCACCGAUUACAUUGGCUGAAGCAGUCUGUAAAGACAAUCCGUACUACAGGAGAAAGGAGAACACAUUCAAAAUCAUGUUGAGCGAUGGCAGUCACUAUCUGUUUGCCGCCUCUUCUCAAGAAGAACAGCAAAAGUGGUUGAAGGAGCUUCAGAACUGCACAAAUUCAACGGUGUCCUCAGAAAGUCCUGGAAUUAACACAGAAGCAAGUAGAGAAAGCACAGAGCAGUGUGAGUCUGUGCCAGCCGACACAUCUGACACACAAGAUUCCACCACAAAGUCGAACCAGGAAAAGGAAGACUCCACAGAGAGCUAUGAGACAGAGAGAAAGCCACCACCUAAACCUCCCCACACUUAUUACAACAAACACCGCUAUCCUGAAGGAGGAGAGAGCCAAGACUCGGUAAGUGUGACCCAAAUUGUAAGAAGUCUACAGAGGAACCAACCCCCACCAUUCGCCCCACCUCCUCCACCACAAAACCAGGCUGAGAAUGGAGCCAAGGACAAGUCCAAAAACAGGAGCGCCUUAAUGAAAUUUUUCAAAAAAUGAUUUUUACAUAACAGAUUUGACCUUCUCUGCCUUGAUGUGGCAGUAGUUGAAAAUUUACUUCUUUUAAAGGCUAUUUAUAUUUGAAUCUAAUAUUAUACAUUAUUGUUAUUAGUUGAUAGAAUCGACGUUUAGUAGAAUCAAUAACUUUUUUUGUGAUUACAGAUGUGCAAUGAUACCUCGUAAAUAAUUGUGUGUAUAGAAUUCCAAGAUAUACACUAAAUAAAUGU